AUGGAGCACUCAUUAUUCACACCACUUAGCUCUAAAAUUGGGCACAAACUGAUCUGCAACAAGAACGAGAAACCACCCAAAUCCAAAACAAUAGUGUUAGAUCUGGAGAACACGCUGGUAUAUUCAAGCUCCACUCUGAUUCCCCACUAUGACUACACAAUCUCUGUUCGAGGCCAUCAAGAACACUCAACCCCAAGUACCAUCACAUUCUACGUACAGAAAAGACCAGCAUUGGACUUUCUAAUGGCAGAACUGGUAAGAAAUAAGUACGAGAUAAUAAUCUUCACCUCAGCCACCAAAGAAUACGCAGACGCCAUUCUGGACAAGCUACAAGUACAUAAUCACAAAGCUCCCCACAUAGACAUCCGUCUCUACAGAGACUCCUGUCUUUCAAACAAAGAUGGGUACGUGAAAGACAUUACAGGGCUCGGAAAAGACCUAAAAAACAUCAUGAUUGUGGACGAUAAUGCAGCGAGCUAUAAACUCCAGCCAGAAAACGCCUUUCCAGUGAAGCCCUUUUGUGGGGAUCUGAAUGACCGAGAACUUUGCCGCGUAAUAGACUUUUCCAUGAUUGCGGCAGCGUCUUCUGAUGUGAGAGAGACGAUAAGAAUAUAUUUGGCCAUGAGUGGUAGUAAUAAUUUGGAGUACGAGUUUUUGCGUGGACGGCAACGUGAAUUGCAGACAAUAGUGCCGGAAAAGAAGAUAAUAGUUUUGGAGUUAAUGGAUACUUUGGUGAAGAGAAGCAAGGAAGUUAUGCAAUGUGGGCAUGAUUUCACUGUUCCAGUUCGUAUAAAUGGUGAGCUUUGCAUGACUUAUAUUCAGAAGAGGCCUGGUCUGGAUAAUCUUUUGGCUGAGCUGGAGCAAAACUAUGAGAUUGUUCUUUAUACUCGUUAUACUCGUGAACAGGCUGAUCCUGUUCUUGAUAAGCUUGACAUUGGUUUUUACCUCAACCGGCGGCUCUACAGGGACAAUUGCCAAGGUUCUGGACUGUGUAAGGAUAUUGGGGUUCUGAAUAAGGAUUUGAACUUGGAUGCCAAUGUGAAGAAUGUUGUGUUUGUGGACUGUGAUGCUUCUGCAUUCCAACACCACCCUUAUAAUGGGUUCCUGCUCAAUCCCUUCCAGGAUGAUAAUCCUUUGGAUAUUGAGCUUUGUAAGCUUAAGGGGUUCUGUAAAUGGGCUUAUUUGUAUGACGAUGUGAGGGAAGCCAUUGUCAACUUUAAUAGGAAUGGAGCCAGGAGGCGCGUGUCCUACUUCCGUUAG
This is a messenger RNA of Cryptomeria japonica (Japanese cedar), 1260 nucleotides long. RefSeq lists its product as uncharacterized. The record is from RefSeq and is a predicted model, not a curated record. Lineage: Eukaryota; Viridiplantae; Streptophyta; Pinopsida; Cupressales; Cupressaceae. The transcript has a single exon. Bases 1 to 1260 code for a protein of 419 amino acids. Gene Ontology annotation, molecular function: phosphoprotein phosphatase activity.